GGAGCGUCUGUAGAGCGUGUGCGGAGUGUGUGUCGGUAUUCUCUUAUCUAUCACGUCAGGGGUAAGAGGAUGCAAAACUAUGGAGUUUAUCACAGAUAGAAUUAGGUUUGGUUUAUAGGGGAGUUGUAUUUGCAAAGGUUUAGGACGCUGUUCCGGAGUUACCCAUCUGUAACUUUCCUUCACUUUGCAUCCUCUGCUGUUGAAGAUGUCUGGUGGUGGAGUUUGGAUUUACGCAUUUUGGAUUUUACUGGUUGCCGGUGUUGAUUUGGUCCAGUCUUACUAUUCAGAGGACCAGUGCAGCUGGAGAGGCAGUGGUUUGUCCCAGCAGCAGGGCAGUGUGGAGCAGAUCUCCCUCCACUGCUCUGAGGGUACCCUGGACUGGCUGUACCCCAAAGGGGCCCUGCGUCUCACCCUCUCACCCCGCUUGCCCUCUGUGGCGGUGGGACCCGGAGGCAGCAGCUCUGGGCUCAUCACGGCCUGUGUCAAACCCUCAGAGCAGUUCCACGGAGCCCAGCUCUACCUGGAGAGAGACGGCGUCCUGGAGCUCCUGGUGGGAGACCGGCUGGAGUCCUCCCCACCUCCAAGGGUACGCUGCUUCAGCCGGCUGCCUGGGGAGAGGGUGGCCCUGUUCAUGCAGGCUACACCUCACCAGGACAUCAGCAGGAGGAUCGCAUCCUUCCGAUACGAGCUGAGAGGUGACUGGACCGCACGCCUGUCACUGGACUCCAACCCCAUCAGCAAUGAAGAUGCCUGCAGGCCCUGCAACAACACAGAGAUUUUAAUGGCUGUAUGUACCAGUGACUUUGUGGUGCGAGGUAACAUCCGCUCCGUAGAGGAAGACGAAAACCUCCGGGCAGCUGUGAUCAAGGUCAGCGCUACCCGAGUGUUUCGUCAGAAGUACGCGCUCUUCACCGGUAACAGUCGUCUGACCAGCCAGGGUGAGAUUAGGACUCUGCUGCAAUGUGGCGUCAAACCGGGGCCCGGUAGCUUCCUGUUCACCGGUCGGGUCCACUUCGGGGAGGCCUGGUUGGGCUGCGCUCCCCGCUACAAGGACUUCCAGCAGGCUUAUAUUAUAGCCAAAGCAGCCCAGCAGAUACCAUGUGAACUGCCCGUAGACUGAGUUCAGUUUGUCAAACAGCUCGUCUACUACGCAGAAUAGAGGCUGCACUGUCAGCCAGGCCCUAACUCAGCCCUGUUCCAUGUUUGGGAAAAAGAAGCCGCGGUGCUGAUGAAGCCACCAAUGGAUGUCAUCUUCCCAAAGGACUGAGGAGUGAAAUGGACUUGUGCCAACACCAUUUCAGUGCAAUAUGCAGUCACCUGGUCAAAAAGACUCAGUUGAGCUGUGACACAAGAGUCAUGAGUGAAAUGAAGACUAUAAGCAUUGGUACUGGACACAGAGACGCCGCAAUGCAGUCUUCCAUUGGGGAUCAAUUAAGCUAUUAAUUCAGUCACAGCUAUUAAACUCAGGAAAAUGUACAAAAUGCUUCCACUGAAAGCAUGCUGCCAGUAAAUUGAUAUCCUAGUCUUAAUGCAGGUGUUAUUGUGGUCUGAGAUUUCCAAACAGCUACCUUUGUCCGCUGUGUUUUUCACAAAAUGUUUGGCUUGCGUCAGACAGCUCCGGGACAGUUAGAGUAGCAUCCUGUUUUGGUGGCUUCCCCUUCAUCCUCAGUGUUACUAUUUUUAAGGAGAUUAUUAAAAGUCCUCACAAAAGGAAAUAUGAAAAAAAAAUUUGCACUGAUUAAAGAAAGUGAAUGAUCUGGCAAGUAUGAUGCUGCAAGCACUGAAAACCAAAAAAAAAAGCAACUAUAUGUAGCAUAGUGGAGCCAUUGAGAAUUUAAUAUAUGUACAGAUAAAGUGAGCACGAAUACAGUGCAGCAGUAACUAAGCUAAGGCUGCAGUAGAAGGUUUCACAGCUCAGACUAGUGCUAAGAGCACUUUCAUCUCACUUCAUCUUUCUGCAGACUUUGACGAACCCUGUAAAAAUUACACGAACAAGUCAUAAUUUUGCAAGAAAGCAUAUAUUAAAUUUAGUAGCCAUGCAACGUCACUGCAACAUUUGAAGUACACGUGACUUUAAAGAGAAUUAUUUGUGUUGAAAUGUGUUAGAGCUGAGGAGCUGCAGUGUUGCCAAAGCUGUUAUAAAACUGGUUGUCAAGUUUGUUAAGUUGCAUUUUAUAUUGUAAAGCUAGAAGAAAAAAAAAGAUAAUUUGUCACCUCUGUAUAG
Messenger RNA from Sphaeramia orbicularis (orbiculate cardinalfish), 2224 nucleotides. RefSeq names its product meteorin, glial cell differentiation regulator (gene metrn). Gene Ontology annotation, molecular function: hormone activity. The record is from RefSeq and is a predicted model, not a curated record. Gene Ontology annotation, biological process: positive regulation of axonogenesis; glial cell differentiation. The transcript is spliced from 4 exons. NCBI's taxonomy places the organism in Eukaryota, Metazoa, Chordata, Actinopteri, Kurtiformes, Apogonidae. Bases 206 to 1120 code for a protein of 304 amino acids.